GCAGUUCGCUGAAAACGUGUAAAGAGAUAAAGUUCAAUUCAAACGCUAAAAAUAUACACGUGAGUAAAUUUACGUAAUGACAAAUUUCGUCGAAACUUAACCUAAAAUAUUUUGCCAGUGUAAAAAUAGCAUGAAAACAAAGUGAUAUUUUAGUUCUCAUUAUAAUGAAAAUUAAAAUAAUAUCCCAGUAACCCAAAGUACAAAAACCCAACUCACCUAAAUUUAAAAAAAAAUGGACUUCGCCAUAGGAGGCUUGGCAGCUUCGGGCGCUGCUUUAUUCAGCAACCCCUUCGACGUUUUAAAAACCAGACUGCAGCUGCAAGGAGAACUUAGAGCUCGGGGGCAUCAUGCAGUUUUCUACAAAAACGUGUUUCAUGCCGGAUAUGUGGUGGCCAAAAAUGAAGGAAUUAGAGGGCUACAGAAAGGACUUUCCGCUGCUUUAGUGAUGCAUGGUAUUAGAAACAGUAUUAGAUUAGGAACUUACCAAUGGCUGAAUCGUAACGGGUACUUGACCGACAGCCAAGGAAAAACGAUACUCUACAAGUCGGCCGUGGCUAGCGCAAUGGCCGGAGCAGCUGGAGCCUUUUUCGGAAGCCCACUCUUCUUGAUCAAAACUCAGCUGCAGUCGCAAGCCGCUGCAACCAUUGCCGUCGGCCAUCAGCACGGGCACAGCGGCCCUGUCGAAGCUUUUAUGCUUAUUUAUAAUAAAUACGGAAUAACGGGGUUGUGGAGAGGUUUGAGUGGAACCCUUUCCAGAGCUGUCGUGGGUUCUUCAGCUCAACUAACGACAUUUGCGAUAACCAAAGAUGCUUUAAAAGAAACAGAAUUAUUUAAAGGCAACCCGAUGUGCUCUUCUCUAGUCUCCAGUAUUGUGGGCGGUGUGUUUCAAACUGUACUAAUGACGCCAUUCGAUUUGGUGUCUACCAGGCUAUACAACCAAGGUGUUGAUGCCAAAGGAAAAGGUGUUCUGUAUAGUGGUUUGAUUGACUGCUUCUUUAAAAUAGGAAAAAGUGAGGGUUUCUUUGGUUUUUACAAAGGAAUCGGUGCAAAUUACAUGAGAUUGGCACCUCAUGGUGCACUGUGCUUGCUAUUUUGGGAUUAUUUAAAAGAUUUACAAAUACGAUAUGUUGAAGCAAUACCUCAAAAGUCGUGACGAACGUUAAACUAAAAUUACCAUAUUUUAUAUAGCUAACUGAUUUAUGUAUUUAAAAGCAAUAAUAUUUUGAGAUUUUACAUUUUAAGUUUUUGUAAUCUUGUAUAAUUAUUUUGUACUUAAGCAUUUUGUAGAAUUAUUUUAUGUAUACGUUGUAAAUAAUAA
This is a messenger RNA of Brassicogethes aeneus, 1318 nucleotides long. Lineage: Eukaryota; Metazoa; Arthropoda; Insecta; Coleoptera; Nitidulidae. The record is from the annotation of a GenBank genome assembly.